Messenger RNA from Liolophura sinensis, 934 nucleotides. RefSeq lists its product as uncharacterized. The coding region runs from base 147 to 836 and encodes 229 amino acids. NCBI's taxonomy places the organism in Eukaryota, Metazoa, Mollusca, Polyplacophora, Chitonida, Chitonidae. The transcript has 4 exons. The record is from RefSeq and is a predicted model, not a curated record.
UAGGGAGGUUUCGCAAGUCGACGGAUACGGUUACGCGAACGGCUACGUCAUCACUUUAUGUGGCCACGUGACGAGUAUUCGUCUGCCACAUCCCAUACGAGUGCGUGAGACACGGACAUCGGCUGUCAUACACUUCUAGAGUCAGGAUGGAGAGCUCAACAUCAAGUUCAAGUUCAAGCACGCCGCCACUUCGUUUUUAUCCAGCCCUGGAUAUUGUGCUUCUGAAGGAAGUUUUGGCAGUUGAUCCUUACAGGCUGGACAGAAACACGGAAGAAUGGGAGAAAAUAUCCACCAACGUCAAUUCCAGCCUUACAGGGACGAAGAAAGUUUCUGUCAGGGGCUGUAAGGAUGGGAUGAAAACCCUACUAAAGGCCCACCGUAGAGCUGAAAUGAUGUCACUGAAAGCAUCAGGAACAGAUGAGGAGUAUACAGAGAGGGAUGUGCUGUUGACAGAUGUGGAUGAGAUGGAGAGAGAGGCUGCAAAAUGUAAAGAAGAGAAGAAAGGGGCCCAAUCUGCAGAAAAGCAGAAAGAAGAACAAGGCAAGGAAAUUAGAGAAGCUGCAAUGCAGUCCCUCAAAAGAUCAGGUGAGAACGCAGGCCAGGAUGAUGCAGCCAGUCCAAAGAAGAGAAGAAGUGGCAGAACUGACUUUACAACGUACUUUGAGAUGCUACGUGAAAAAAAUAACAAAGAUGCUGAGUUGAAGGCCAAGCAGUUAGAGCUGGAGAAAGAGAAAUUUGACUUGGAGAGAAGAGAAAGAGAAUUCAGGAUGGAGCGUGAUUCCCUUAUGAUGGACUUAAUUCGCCAAUUGAUUGACAAGAAAAAUAAUGAGUCAUAAUCAUAAUUCAUAAUCAGGGGGAUAAUCAUUAAUGUCUGAAUCAAUAAUUUAUUUCUGUGUUCAACUUAUUUACUAAUAAUUCUGUAAGAGAUUAUAUG